AUGGCGGACCGGCGGCGGCAGCGCGCCUCGCAGGACAGCGAGGACAGCGAGGGUUCGGCGGCCUCCGACAGCGCUGCCUCCGCUCCCGGUUCCCCCCGCUCCGCCCGCUCCCGCUCGGGCUCCGGAUCCCGCUCCGGGUCCGGCUCGCCCCGCCUGCCGCACCGCCCGCCGCGCGGCGCCGCUGGGGCUCUCGGCGCUGGGCCGCGGGGCCGCGGGGCCGAGAGCGCCGGUGGGGCGGGGGGGAAGAGCGCGGCCGAGUCGGAGUGUGAAAGUGAGGAUGGCAUCGAAGGAGAUGCCGUGCUCUCCGACUAUGAAAGCGCCGAGGACUCGGAGGCAGAGGAAGAGGAUUACAGCGAGGAAGAAAGCUCCAAGGUGGAGCUGAAGCAGGACAGCAACGAUUCCUGCGAGUCGGCAGCCAGAGGGGAGAAGGGGAAUGAGAAGGCGGAUCCCAAGGGAGCGGUGACGGGCGAGCGGCAGAGCGGGGACGGGCAGGAGAGCACGGAGCCUGUGGAGAAGAAAGUUGGGAAGAAGGUUCCCAAGCACCUGGACGACGAUGAGGAUCGGAAGAACCCGGCGUACAUCCCGCGCAAGGGGCUCUUCUUUGAGCACGACCUCCGAGGGCAGACGCAGGAGGAGGAGGUCAGGCCAAAGGGUCGUCAGCGGAAGCUGUGGAAGGACGAGGGGCGCUGGGAACACGACAAGUUCCGUGAGGAUGAGCAGGCCCCCAAGACCAGGCAGGAGCUGAUCGCGCUGUACGGAUAUGACAUCCGCUCAGCCCACAACCCCGACGAGAUCAAACCCCGCAGGAUGCGCAAACCUCGGUUUGGCAGUCCCCCUCAGCGAGACCCCAACUGGUCCAAUGAGAGGCCCCCCAAGCCCCCCAGGCACCAGGGUGCCAAGAGCCCCUCGGCUCCUCCACGGUCCUUCAACAACCGCAGCUCUGCCAGCACUGGCAGGAUGCCCCCUGCCAGAAACUACCCCAGGAUGGGGGGCUACAAGGAGACCCGUCCAGGCUACCGGGCUUUGGAGGCGACCGUCCCGCACCGGAACGGGGAACAAGCCAAGCAGGAGAGCGGCUACCGCGGGAAACGUGCAGAGCAGAGCCCGUCAAGGGACACGUCCCCCGAGUUGGAGAUGGCACAUGUCCAUGGCAGCCCUGGGAAGGAGGAGGGGGCUCUGGAAAACCAAGCCACGGCUGCUGACGCUGCACAGCCGCCACCAGACAGACCAGUCGAGAAGAAAUCUUAUUCCCGGGCAAGAAGGACCAGAGUCAAGGCUGGGGAGGCGGGGAAGCUGGCAGAGGAAGUGCCUGCUUCUGAGGGGCUGGCUCCCGCGAUUCCGAAACCCACGCCGGCCGAGACCUCCCCCCCGCCAGCCAAGAGCAACUGGGAGUCAUCAGUGGAAUCCAGCGUGGAUGGACUUGAGCAGGAGAUGAGCCAGAUGAACCUGACAGAGCAGAACUGGAGCCCGGGGCAGUCCCAGUUCAUCCCGCCCCGGGAGAUGAGGGGUAUUCCCAACCAUAUGCACGUGGGAACUGGGCCACCGCCGCAGUUUAACCGGAUGGAGGAGAUGGCAGUGCCGGGGGGCCGUGUGAAGCGCUACUCAUCGCAGCGGCAGAGACCCCCCGUGCCUGAGCCUGCGCCCCCCAUGCACAUCAGCAUCGUGGAAGGGCACUACUACGACCCAUUACAAUUCCAGGGACCAAUCUACACCCACGGUGAGAACCCAGCCCCGCUGCCGCCCCAAGGGAUGAUUGUGCAGCCGGAGAUGCACCUCCCUCAUCCAGGUUUACACGCCCACCAGACGCCCCCUGCCAUGGCAAACCCCGGCCUCUACCCCCCACCAGUGUCCAUGCCCCCGGGCCAGCCCCCGCCGCAGCAGCUGCUCACUCCGACUUACUUCUCCGCCCCUGGAGUGAUGAAUUUCGGGAAUCCUGGCUACCCCUACCCCCCUGGAGCUCUGCCCCCUCCGCCCCCUCCUCAUCUCUAUUCCAACACGCAGGCGCAGUCCCAGGUGUAUGGGGGGGUCACCUACUACAACACUGUCCAGCAGCAGGUGCAGCCCAAGCCCUCCCCGCCCCGCCGGACGUCCCAGCCUGUGACCAUCAAGCCACCCCCUCCAGAGCUUCUCGUUGCAGGUGGUAAGCAGGGCUCCAGUUAAUUUGAGUUACUUAAAUCUUUAAAACUAAAACCACGUAAAAAGACAGCAAAGGUGAAAAAUCAAAGGAGAGGAGCAACACGUAGGGACACGGCCACAGGAAUCCCAGCACCAGACUCGGCCCCUCGGCGAGGAGGAAGCUGCUCCUUGGAAUGGCUCCUUCCCUGCGUGGAGGUGAGGCAGCGGGAUGAGACACCUGCACUGUGCCCAGGACCAGGCACUUCCCCCAUGGCCUGAGCGGUGCCUUCCCAAAAUCCAUCUCGCUGCUGCCCACCCCCCUUCUCCCCCGCGCUGGGGCCGCCAAAGAACCAACCCCUGAGUCGGUCCUUGGCCACACGUUCUCCCAACUUCUCCCCGUUACUAAACGUUCCCCACUCCCUCCUGGGAUGUCAAACUCUGCUGGCUUGAUUGUGGUCUCUGUUUUUAUUUAAGGAAUGAAGCAGCUCGUUCAGUAAAGCUGAUUUGUUUC
Messenger RNA from Pseudopodoces humilis (Tibetan ground-tit), 2626 nucleotides. It is a transcript of the gene CASC3, whose product is annotated as CASC3 exon junction complex subunit. Lineage: Eukaryota; Metazoa; Chordata; Aves; Passeriformes; Paridae. Gene Ontology annotation, biological process: mRNA processing. The record is from RefSeq and is a predicted model, not a curated record. Gene Ontology annotation, molecular function: mRNA binding. Gene Ontology annotation, cellular component: exon-exon junction complex.